Macrobrachium nipponense is the source of this 1542-nucleotide messenger RNA. RefSeq lists its product as uncharacterized. Gene Ontology annotation, molecular function: nucleic acid binding; RNA-DNA hybrid ribonuclease activity. The coding region runs from base 1 to 1542 and encodes 513 amino acids. The transcript has a single exon. NCBI's taxonomy places the organism in Eukaryota, Metazoa, Arthropoda, Malacostraca, Decapoda, Palaemonidae. The record is from RefSeq and is a predicted model, not a curated record.
AUGCAAAACAGACAGGCCAGAGUCACCUUCCAAGGAGCAAGCUCAGACUUUCUCAGUCUGGAGAAUGGAACACCUCAAGGAGGCAUACUCAGCCCCUUCCUUUUCAAUGUAUUAUUGGAAAAAUUAGCUACAACCACCCUACCCAAUGGGGUUGAAAUAUUCAUUUAUGCAGAUGAUGUCUGCCUAGUCAGCACAGACAGACACAGAUCUCACCAGAACAUGCAAAGUGCAAUAAUACAAAUUGAAAAUAAAUGCACAGACCUAGGUCUAAAAAUCAACACUGCAAAGACAAAAGCAAUGGCCAUCAAACACAGUCUAGACCCGAAUGAAAUACAGCUCAUGGGUGAACCCAUUGAAUGGGUAGACAACUUUGUAUACCUAGGAGUAAACAUAAACAAGCAACUCUCCCCACGCAAAGAACUUGAAAUACUCAAGCAGAAAGGCAAAUGCAGACACAAUGCCAUGAGAAGGAUCACCUCACAACAGGGAGCAGUAUAUCACGCCCUCAGAACCUUCUACAUACAAACAAUAAGGUCAACUGUUGAGUAUGCCACACCUGUUCUCACCAGUCUCACAAGCACAGAGCAACAGGGCCUUGAAGUAAUUCCAGACAAUGCCCUGCAACUCAUCACAAGUGCUCCAAUGUGGACCAACUUAUGCAUUCUGAGAUAUGAAACAAAAUUACAGUCUCUGACAUACAGAAUAGACCAGAGAAACACAUCCAUCCUGCUAAAAACCUUGAAAAAUGAAAGGAACUGUACACUAAAAAGAGAGAUCAAAAAGUGCAUUGAUCUCCACGAAGAACUAGACCUUUUAGAAACACUAAGAAGAGUAGGCAUGCAAAAGCAUGCUGCUGCCAUCAGAGAAGACUCUCCUCUCACUGAGUAUGUAGAACCAGCACCCUGGAAACCAGAACUCUUCAAUAUCAACUACACAGUCCUCCCGGCAAGCAAGGAAGCAUGCACCAUUCAACAGCUGAAACAAGCAGCACAAGAUUCAAUAAGGAAAACAACAGCCACAAAUGAAUACUUUACAGAUGGAUCAGUAGACCUCAGCAUCCCUGCGGCGGCCGCAGGAGUCUACUCGACAUCACUUAAAGGGAGCUGGAGGCUCUCAGACAAUGCCUCCACUCUACAGACUGAGCUGAUAGCAAUCGCUAAAGCGCUAGAAGACUCGCAACACAAACUAGGAAACACAACUAUCCACACCGACUCGAAAGGAGCAAUACAAGCCAUCACAAAAGGCAAGGCAAAAGAAAACAUCAAACUCCUGACAAGUAUAUGGGCAAUUGCCAACAUCCACCAAACCAGAAACAGACAGAUAACUCUCAACUGGAUUCCAAGUCACAUAGGAAUCCAAGGAAAUGAGGGAGCAGACUUCCUAGCAAAGAGCGGGUUACACAUCAACAACAUAGGUAUUAAAAAUCAGCCACUCACUGACUCAACUAAAAAAGCAAAGCCGCAGCGUACUGUCAAGUGUAAGAAGAAAGCAAAGUCAGGAGAGCGGUCUUUGGAGGCUCUAACACUGCAAAGUGGUACGUAG